Molecule: messenger RNA, 3372 nt
Organism: Quercus lobata
Lineage: Eukaryota; Viridiplantae; Streptophyta; Magnoliopsida; Fagales; Fagaceae
Exons: 6
Coding region: 2565-3275 (236 amino acids)
Source: RefSeq, a predicted model, not a curated record
ACUAGAUUCAUAGAUCUUAUUUCUUGUACUAGUUAGCUAUACUAUGUUCCAACCAUUAUUGAAAGUUUUCCAAUCAUAAAAACUAGUAUUCCAAUUCAAAUAUAGCCGAAAUAUCAAACCUUCAAUAGGUAUCCUCCUCUACCCAAACCAGCCCCAAAAUUCUUAAAUGCUUAGCGAUUAGGUUUUGGACCAAAUUAUAUCUUGAAUCAGUUUCAGUUUUACAAAAGUAAUCCAAUUGUAAUUAGCUGAUCAAAUUUAGUCUUAAAACACAUCAUGGGUGCUUGCAAGUUAAACUAUUGUUUUAAUACAACUAUGGAUUGAGUUGUCAAACCUAUACAAUAUCAAUCAGUUUAAGAUACUUUCUGUUUCACUUUCAUAUCUUUUAGUUUCCUUUUUUCAAAAUGCUGGAUGAAAUUUGUGUCAACCCUUACUAAUUUUGAUUCCUGUCCCAUUUGCACUUGGCACUAUUUGAGUGUUACUAGGGGUUCUUUAAACUUUAUUCAUUUGAGGGUACAUAGGAUAAUAGUUUUAAAGUAAGAAUGCCAUUAUUAGUAAUUUUGUUUAUUUUUAUAUCAUACAGUAGUUGUGAAACAAAUAAUAAUUAGUUUGGCACUUUGGUUGCUUCAUGCCUCCCUCCAUUUAGGAUAAAGCCAUAUUGUUUUACUUUGUACUGUAAUCAUAUCAACAUAUUGACUAAUGAUUAAUGGGACCUACUAAUGUUAGAGUGCAUGGGAAAUGUUGAAGUUUUUUUUUUUUUUUUUCCUUUUACAUAAGAAAGGCUAGAAUGGCCUUGUAGACAAGCCAAUCUGUCCUUAUUCUAGAAAAUGAUAGUAAUAGUAUGAACUAUGAAAUCUUCAGAUAUUUCUUCUUCUAUAGACAAUUGACUGAGGGAGAUUAAAACCAAACCAUGUUUGGGGAUAGUAUUGAGUGAAAAUGGUUAAGGUUGUGGAGGUUCAAUAGUUAAAGAGAAAUCUAUUAAUUUGUUUAGAAUAUUUGUACAAAAGGCACUAUUUAUUAGAUCUGGAAGAAGGAAAAAAAAAAUUAUACUACACUUGAGCCUUGUGUUUGGCUUGGAGAUCAUUAUCAUAAAUAUUGUACAUCACCUCCGUCCCUACAGCAGUGGAGGAUAAAACUGACUAAUGGGGGUAAUGAUAAUUGUAAGGAAUAUCUUGAUUUUUCAUUCAUUUUUGCAGGGGAAGUUAUAAAACUUUUGGUGUUUCAGGUACAAAUCUGAUUUUUAGUGAAUGCUCAUCAAUGUUGAGGUUGUCCCAGUCUUCUGCAUAAUUUUUGUUUUUGCACUUGCGGGGAAGCCUUUGAUAGGCAACAAUAAUCUAUAAAAGGGAAGCUAAAUCAAGGCCUUGUGCAAUGUAUGAGCUGACAAGGUAUUCUGUUAGUGUCAGAUUGUACAUCAAAGAACACUAAUCACAACUUAUCAUCUCAUAAAGUGAAAAAAGUUUUAAAAUUUGUUAUGAAUCUAAAAUUUGUCAUUAAAAAAUUUUGAUUUUAAGCAUAUGGGGAGAUAUCUUUUUUCAACACGCUAUAUAACUAUAGAAGGUACUGUGAAUAUGUCAUUUUUGUCACAUAAUUUUAUUUAGAAAAUAUCUAAACAUGUUUGGAGCGGAUCUUUAUCGUCAACUUUUCUCUUAAAAACAAAAAACACUGCCUUUGUUUUGCUAGACACAAAAUCACAAAAGAGAAAAACUAAUUUGUACUUGUUACUCAUGAGUAGCAUAUACUAGUGUGUGUGUGUGUGUGAGAGAGAGAGAGAGAGAGGGGGCAAGUGAUAUACAUAACACUUAAUGAUAUCAAAGGUCCAUGUAUAUAAGCACACAUGCACAUGAUGGUGUUGUCUAUUACAUAUGAGUUUUGAUAAUAGAACCCUCCCAAUAUUUAGUGCAGAGACUUUGUUGUUUGUAACAAAAAGUUCCCUUGUUUAUAAGUGUGUGCGUGUCUUUUUUAUUAGUGAGGUUUUAUAUAUACAGCUUAUGUACGUAUUUAUGUAAAUUUUGUUGAUACCUGCUAGUUCUUAGUAUAAGUCCUAGCAUUGGUAUCACACAUUGCAAUUUGUGUGGUCUGCACUCUGCAGUAAGAAUUUGUGGGGAUGUACUAAAUUUUUUUGUGAAUUGUCGACAGUACUGGUAGACUAAAGUGGGUUGCUUAUCUAGAUGUUUAGAAGAAUCAAGUUUAGAAAUUUAUUGGUGAAUUUUAUAAAAUUUUGGGUUCAUGUUGCUAGCUCCCGUUGAAUUUCAUUAGGCCAACUAGUUGUCCAUGUUUAUACAAUUCUUUUAGUCUUAGGGACGUGUUGUGACAUGAUGAGUUUGAUGCCGCCUAUGUGAGUGAAAUUCUUGGAUUUCAUAAGCAAGUUCUAGCACAAGUAUUCUCUACUUUGCUUAAUUCUGUAAUUGGAAAGGGAGGAAUGGAAGUAGUGGAAAAAGUUAAAAUCAAUAGUUGUCAAAGAUAUCAAUGCUUAAGGAAGUACCGGUUUAUUUUGAUUUUAAUGUGAAAUUUUUGUAGGUCCAUGCUCUUUGUUUUUGCAGGAAGAGCUUAAGAAUACUACUAUUAAAAUGGCUGAACAGAGUAAAGUUCUUAACACCCCUGGGGCAGAGAAACAAACCAAAAGAGAGUUGUUUGAUGCGCUAAGGCAGGAACUUGAUUGCCAAACUGGCAGAGCAGCAGUGAAACAGCUCUUUAGUAAUGAGCUAAAGUUGUACAUGCUAUGGAAAUUUGAGAUUCUUCAGAAGGUGUCUGGACCACCAAGAAGUUCUGGGCAAGGAAUGCAGAAAGUAGUGAGUUCAGGGAGCAAGGUUAAUGGACAGAGUGUUCAUCUAGUACCAAAUAAUAUUCAAAGGUCAGGAGUGUCUGCCAUUCAAGGUCACACCAAGGACAAUGUUGAACAGUUUUCUGGGAGGGCAUCUGUAUCUGUGGAGGAAAGAGAUAACAAAAGUGUGAAUUCUGUUAGUAGAAUAGAAGAACAAGAAGUUGAUAGCUCUCGUCUAGUUGCUAUUCAGAGUUCUAAAGUGAACAGCAUUAAGAAAAAUCACAGAACAGGAAAGCAAGAGCUGAUGAAGCCAGUGCAAGAGCUUGCUUCUCAAGCAAGUUCUAGAGCCAAGGCUGAAGCUGCAAAAAACAUCACACCACCAAAGUCGGCUUAUCAAUUUGAGGCUUCUUGGCGGGGACUCUCUGAUGACGGUGCUCUACAGGCUCGUUUAUUGAAGGCAGUAUCUCCAAUGCAUUGCCACAGAUAUUCAAAAAUGCUUUGUCUGCUUCCCUACUAGUUGACAUUAUUAAAUGUGUUGCCACCUUUUUCAUGCAAGUACAUAUCUAUGAAUGCCUUUUUCCAGAUUGUGUACUUUCUUGUUUGUGCUCUGUAUA